This is a messenger RNA of Closterium sp. NIES-65, 696 nucleotides long. The record is from the annotation of a GenBank genome assembly. NCBI's taxonomy places the organism in Eukaryota, Viridiplantae, Streptophyta, Zygnematophyceae, Desmidiales, Closteriaceae.
AUGCAGCAGGCGACGGGCCGGGGCAGCUGCGCGGGGCCGGGACGGGCGGUGCACGGGCGGCGUGGGGCCGGGACGUGCGGUGCACGUGCGGCGUGGGGCCGGGACGGCGGCGCGCUGCCAGGAACGGGCGGCGCACGGGCGGCGUGGGGCCAGGACGGGCGGCGCACGGGCGGAGUGGGGGCCGGGACGACGGCGCGGGGCCGGGACGGGCGGCGCACGGGCGGCGUGGGGCCGGGACGGGCGGCUCACGGGCGGCCGGGACGGGCGGCGCGCGGGCGUCUAAGGGCGGCUCGGCUGCUCUGCGGUUCGGCUGCUGGGCUGCUCAGCGGCUCGGCUACGGCUCGGCUGCUUGGCUGCUCGGCGGCUCGGUGGGGGGGGCGGCUCGGCAAUGCAGCAGGCGACGGGCCGGGGCAGCUGCGCGGGGCCGGGACGGGCGGUGCACGGGCGGCGUGGGGCCGGGACGUGCGGUGCACGUGCGGCGUGGGGCCGGGACGGCGGCGCGCUGCCGGAACGGGCGGCGCACGGGCGGCGUGGGGCCAGGACGGGCGGCGCACGGGCGGAGUGGGGGCCGGGACGACGGCGCGGGGCCGGGACGGGCGGCGCACGGGCGGCGUGGGGCCGGGACGGGCGGCUCACGGGCGUCGACGGGCUGGAGCAGCGGCGCGCGGUCGGGACAGGCGGCGCGCGGGCGGCUAA